Molecule: messenger RNA, 1013 nt
Organism: Chenopodium quinoa (quinoa)
Lineage: Eukaryota; Viridiplantae; Streptophyta; Magnoliopsida; Caryophyllales; Amaranthaceae
Exons: 4
Coding region: 293-757 (154 amino acids)
Molecular function (GO): DNA binding; protein dimerization activity
Source: RefSeq, a predicted model, not a curated record
UUGAAUUUCAGAUUUCACUUGCACUUCUCUUUUCCUGCUCGAAUUGCAUGUUUUCUUUGUUAUUUUCGAAUUGGUGAUAGAUUGUUUUCUUUGAAUAGUUAUUAUGCUCGAAUUGUAUUAUGCUCGAAUUGAUGAUAUUCCUUCAGAGUUCAGAAUAUAUGUUGUUCUAUUAUAGUAUUAUGCUCGAAUUGCAUGUUUUCUUUUUGAUAGAUUGAUUGUUUUUCAUAGAUUUGCAUAAAAAUUGUUGGUUAUUGAGUGAGUUCUUUUUUCUGUUUUAAAUCAGAUUAUCAGAAUGUCCACAAAUAUGGAUAAUGGUGAAGAGAAUGUCCCUAUUGAGGAGCAUGAAUCUGACAAUGAAAAAUCCAAACCCAAGAGGAAGAGAAUGAAGGAUCGUUCUGAGGUUUGGGAGCACUUUAUCAAGGAAGAAACACACACUGGAAUGGAAGCACGUUGCAAGUACUGUGGUAUGAGAUACAAGUGUGGUACAAAGAGAAAUGGCACUAGUCCAUUGUGGGCUCAUAUAAAUAGAUGCCUAGCCUCUGAGAGUGCAUUCAGCACUGGUGGUAGGGUUCUAGACCCAUUUAGGAGCUCCUUAACUCCAAGGGUCGUUGAAGGACUUGUUUGUGCUCAAAAUUGGCUACGUUCUUCUCCGUUUCCUAAUAUAGAAGAGUGUUUACAAGAAGUUGAAGAUCUUGAAGAAGACUUGAGGAAUAUGACAAUUGGUGGUCAAAACCCGGACUUGGUUGAGCUUGAUUGAGAGUUAGCUGCCAAGAAUGAAGCUGCCCUAUUGAUUGAAGACUUGAAGUUUCUGCCAAGAGCCUAAGAAUGAAGCUGCCCUGUUGGUUGAACUAGUUCAUUUGUGGACUGUUUGUCUGUUUUAUUAUCAAUUCAUCAUGUGGACUGUUUUGAUAGUUUUAAGACUUGUUAAGUUCUUAUGUCUCAAUGUGGACAAUGUGUAAGUGUAUUUAAUUACUAUGGCAGUAUGGCUGGACAAUUUAGUUACUAUGGCAGUA